Messenger RNA from Racocetra persica, 120 nucleotides. The record is from the annotation of a GenBank genome assembly. Lineage: Eukaryota; Fungi; Glomeromycota; Glomeromycetes; Diversisporales; Gigasporaceae.
AGUGCACCAGCACAAAAUGAUACUGUUCCACUGGUUCCGCUAUUAAGAAAUGAUGCUUUAGAAAAACGUGCCGCUAGAGUAAUGCUAUCUGUUGUUCAACUGGCUGCUGCCCUUCGGUAA